Molecule: messenger RNA, 1299 nt
Organism: Cryptococcus amylolentus CBS 6039
Lineage: Eukaryota; Fungi; Basidiomycota; Tremellomycetes; Tremellales; Cryptococcaceae
Exons: 3
Coding region: 1-1299 (432 amino acids)
Source: RefSeq, a predicted model, not a curated record
AUGCCCCUCCACCUCCCCAAGAUCAUCCACAGGCGCAGCCACUCCGGCACAGAAAGCCCUUUCAUUAACAACUCCCGCUCCUCCUCAGACGACUCUCAGCCUUUACCGGGCACAUCCCCAUCAGCCUCCUUGCAGAGUGCUGGCUCCCCCGUCCUCGCCUCUCGUUCGCCGAGGCCAGUGAGCUUCAUGGAGCAAAGCCGUAGGGAGUCUGCCCAGUCCGGCUCGCAACUGCAUGGGAUACUCAAAAACGGCGCCCCAUCUGGGAACGGGAGCGACAGCGCUUCUGGAAACGGGUCCUCAGGCGGAUCAGCGCUGGCAAGCUUGCACAAGCGCAUGAGUUCGUUGACCUUCAACAGAACCGACACUAUCGAGACCAUGUUCUCUCUUGACGGAGACACCGACCGAGAUGAAAACCCUCGGAGAGACUCUACGGACCCCUCGUCUCCCUCCACUGCCGCCACCUCAGUUUCUUCCCUAUCUCAGUUCUGCCCGCUACCCGAUACGCAGGGCAAAGGCUUUCCAUUCUUCAUGAUGACACUCUCAUCAGUAUCCACACUCUCCUUCGUCGCUUUACCGCCACUACUGCGGACCAUUGUCCUAGAUGCGGUGAAUCGCGCCUGGAAGCGAGGUGUCAGCAAGAUCCAAGAGGUAGACUAUCAACCGGAGUUGAUGAGGAGGCACAAGGAGAAGGGAUGCGAGGGCGGGGUCUGGGAGGUGACGUUUAGGGGGGAGGCUUGGAUGCCCACGAGCUCGGAGAAGGUCUCCUCGAAACGGAUUAUCCUCAACCUGCUCACAGAGUUUGCUCGCCAAGGCUACAGCCUCACCUCCUCCUUCCGUACCUCUGCCAAAGACUCGGGCAAAGACAGUCUCGUCUUUUUGCGCUCGCCGGCGCCCCCCGACCCAGAACCUGUAUUCUUUGCGGUAGCGUUCUACUCGCAUGACAGGAUCUGGAUUAUCGAUGCAGAGGCGGAAGUGGGUCAAGCGGUGGAGGAGGGUAUCAAGAGCUGGUGGAUAGACGGCGUCCGGGACGCAAGGGUGAGAGAAAGACAUUGCAGAGAGUUGAGGCUGCGCGGAGCUCCCUGGUCGGCGCACUCUACUCAAGGGCUCAUUUCAUCCCGAGUCAUCCACUUGACCAUCAUGAAGAUCAUUACUCAGCGCGCCAUGGGAUACGAUUUCGUUGGAAGUGUUGAUAUGGCGGAUAAGGAGGAGGCUGAGAUGCCUGUGACGUUCUAUCGGAGAAGGUGGGGGCCAUCGACCAGAGCAGUGUGGGGCGAGGUACCAGAGGAGACCACUGGAUAG